Messenger RNA from Ectocarpus sp. CCAP 1310/34, 2698 nucleotides. The record is from the annotation of a GenBank genome assembly. Lineage: Eukaryota; Phaeophyceae; Ectocarpales; Ectocarpaceae.
GGCGGGCGUGUAGGCGGGGAGAACGACCAGGAGGAUGAAGGGCCGGAGCAAUCGGGUCAACGUCGACGGCAGCAUAGCGGACCUUCGGGGCUUCGGUCCACGGCGACCAACGAUGUUAUGAGCGGGGGUGCUUCGAGUUCUCGGCACAGGAGGGCGCAGCGACGGGUGCAACGACGGCAGCAGCAGCAGAGCGAGGGUAGUGACGGAUGGUGCGCCACAUCGGGCGAAGAGAGCCUGCAGGAGUCGUUAGGGCAAGAGGAAGAGGAUGGAGAGGAGGAGACAAGUUCGUCGGAAGAGGAGGAAGAGGACGACAGCAGCGGUAGCGAAGUCGAAAGCAGGCCACGGGGACCUUCCGCAAGAGCUCCGAGAAGGAGGAGCGAGAGAAGAGCUGGGAGGGAGGAACCCACGUCGACGAGGAGGGGGAGAGCAAGCUCAGCAGCCGCCGCGGCAACGGCGACGACGGCUCCGCCGGCAAGGCCACCUCGAGUGGAAUGCUCGCGGCCGCCACCGGUGGCCGCGUCUUCCUCGCACGGGAACGCCGCGUCCUCCGCCACAAGCGACAACGCCAACAGGAGGUUCGGCUUGAGUGCCGCCUUAGGGGAAGGCAGCCUCGGAGCAGGUUCGUUGUCAUCGGCGAACAUAACGGCGGCUGGGCGCAGGUCCUUGGCAGCGGCGGCGGCGGCGUCCCCGCCGUGGUUGACCCGCCGUAGGUUCAACAGCGCCUCCGGCGCCGGCGAGGAGCGCCGGGCGUUGUUGCGUCCUCCUCCUGCUCCUCCGUUGCAACGACGACCAUAUUCUCCGUUUGAGGAGGAGGUAUUGGCAUUGUCGUCAUCCCGUGGUCCGCAGCCGGGCGGCGGCGGCGGCGGCGGCGGUGGCGGCGGCGGUAGUCUUGCGAAUGCGGCGUCUCGUUUGACCGGCACGAGCCGGCGGCGGGGAGGGCUUCGUAGCCCCGACGCCGACAGCGCCGCCGCUCCCGCUUCCGCUGGUGUUGUUACGGGUGCUACUGCGGGCCUGGUCGUGGAGGGACGGCGGGAGGGGGAGGAGGAAGAGGAGGAAAUCGGGAGAGGAGAAGAGGGUGAGGGCUCGCGAAAGAGAGCGAAGGUGAGGACGGCGCGUGGUGGUAACGACGACGACGACAUGGCGGAUGAUAUUUGGAUGGAGUCACCAGAAUCGUUGUCGGCCUGUCCUAGGCGCGGGCAACGCUGCAUGACUCGGAGGGGCGGGGGGGCUGGUGGUAGCGGAGAGGUUGCACGGAGCGGCGGCAGGCGGGUUGUCCGCCCGCUGCGUCUCUCGCCCCCAUCGUUGGCCCCUAACACUCGAGAGUUGGAGGAGGAGGAAGAGGAGGAGGAGGAGGAGGCUAAAUUUGAUUGGAGCGCUGAGACCGCGCCGUUGUCGGCGUCGGAUGGAAAGCCGGAGGAAAUUAAACGUAGCGAGCGGGGCGGGCACGGAGGGAAAGGGGAGGAGGAUCGCGGUGACGACGACGAUGACGACGAAGAAGAAGAAGAAGAGGAAGAGGUGGAGUUCGACUGGCGUGUCGGGAGCAGCCAAUCAUCGCGGGGGUUAGGGUCGGCGGCGGCGGCAACGGCAACCAACAAGAAGUGCCAGCGGCGUGAGGGGAGCGGCAUCGAACAGGACAGAGCAGCAGACCAAGAAGGAGAGGAGCUUGAUCUCAACGGGCUGGGGACUCACCCGGGAGGCCGGCACUACGACGAUCCGGAGCCGUUGUCGCAGCGGCGUCGGCGGCGGGAUCAGCAGCAGCAGCAGCGGAGGCUGGGGGGCAACAAGGAGAAUGAGACACCGUCCAAGAUGGCGAACGAAGGAGCAGCAGGCGAUGGGCGAGGGCAUAGCCGCCGAAGCUUGUCGCGCUCUGUGCCGCCGCCGUCGCCGUCGUCAUCCGCAGCAGCGGCGGGCUUCUUGGACCAAUUUCGGUACACGGCUGGUGCUUGACGUUGGUCGAGGCUAAAUUAACGGUGGGGUCCGCUCAAUUUAUCUCCGCCCGCUCCGUAGUGUUUCAGCGUGUGUACCAUAUAGCAGCUCACGACGCGUCGCUGCCCACGUGCUGAUUAGAUUAUCCACGUGGUUGCGGGCCCCAGGCUCCAAUCCAUGUAUUUGUGGCAUCCUCAGACACGAGACAAUAUUUCAGACAAGAGUCAAUCGUAACGAGGGCCGCGUUCAUGGUGUUGCUGAGCGUAUGUAAGAGAGCUAGAAUAAUUCGUGAUGUGGGGACGGGGGGUGGGGUGGGGGGGGAAGUGAUCAAUUUUUGCUUCCUUAGAGAGCAAAGGCAUCACCGUGCCCGGGUUGUAAGGGUGACAGUGCGGUCGGUUUUUCCAAAAUUCAUACGGCGGAGUGCGCUUGUUUGCGUUGUGCUCCGCUACCAUGUUGAAGACAAGGUCUUGUUGGUGACAUGUAAGUGGUAAGUGUUCUCGGGCGGUAGCAAGACGGCCACAGGAUGGCUUGGUGUUGCUUCGUGCGGUCUUGGAGGAGGGAGGGCGGAUUGUCUUUUGACCCGGGCUUCGUUCGAGUGUAGGCCAAGAAGAUCAGACGAUCGCUUGUUGGGACACGAGGGGUUUGAAAAACCGAGCGUUCGCUAUUGAAAUGAGAGAAAAAGUAAAACCGCAGCAUAUGGACAAACUAGCAGCCGUUAUGGUGGUCAAGGGAGGGGUGUUAGUGUCUUGGCUGAGUAGGUUCAAUGACCCAC